CAAGAACAAAAAACGCACUCUUCUCCACCUCUUUCCCACCUUCGCUGCGCUUUCCUCUUCGUCUUCCCUUGUCGUCUUCCUCUUUUUUUCUACUACUUUUCCUUUUCUUUUUGGUUAUCAGCUAUACCUCUCACUUCUCUUCCUUUCCUUUCCUUUCCUUUCUGGGCUUCCUAACUCCUAAGCACUUCAAUUAUUACCCACUUCUCGUCCUCUCUCUCUCAAGCUGAUGAUUCCUUGAAGCUCUGCCUUCUUCCUCUGAUAACUGCUGCCACAGCUUGCUCCGGCCAUGGCUUCCCAUGUAGUAGAAGGAGCAGAGAUGGAUUUGGAGAAUGGACUUCUCAUCCGUCAAAAAUCCCAAAGCCCAUUGGGUGAGCUAUCACCAACACCUUCACCAUCCUCUGCAUCGACAGCUCCUGCGCUGGUUCUGUCCAACUCUGGGAAAAGGAUUGAUCAAGCUGGGAAAAAGAAGUAUGUAAAGCAAGUAACAGGGCGGCACAACGAUACCGAGCUCCACUUGGCAGCUCAGCGCGGCGAUUUGGCUGCUGUGAAGCAGAUUUUAGAUGGUAUUGAUUCUCAAAUGGUGGGGACUUUGACAGGAGCAGACUUUGAUACUGAGGUCGCAGAGAUAAGGGCGUCGGUUGUCAACGAAGUCAAUGAGUUGGGAGAGACCGCCUUGUUUACUGCUGCUGACAAAGGACAUCUGGAGGUGGUGAGGGAACUUCUCAAGUAUGCAACUAAAGAGUGCACUACUAGGAAGAACAGGUCGGGGUUCGACCCCCUCCAUAUUGCUGCUAUGCAAGGGCACCAUGCCAUUGUUCAAGUACUGCUUGAUCAUGACCCCAGCCUGAGCCAAACGUAUGGCCCGUCAAAUGCGACACCUCUUGUAUCUGCUGCCACCAGAGGGCAUACUGCUGUAGUGAAUGAAUUGCUAUCCAAGGAUGGCAGCUUAUUGGAGAUCUCUAGGUCAAAUGGUAAAAAUGCUUUGCAUUUAGCUGCCAGGCAAGGCCACGUUGAAAUCGUGCGGGCAUUGCUCAGCAAAGACUCUCAAUUGGCACGAAGGACUGACAAGAAAUGGCAGACCCCACUGCACAUGGCUGUGAAAGGUCAGAGCCGUGAGGUGGUGAAAUUGCUUCUUGCAGCUGAUGCUGCUAUUGUUAUGCUGCCAGACAAGUUUGGUAACACAGCAUUGCAUGUUGCUACCAGAAAAAAGCGCGCAGAGAUUGUGAAUGAAUUGUUACUACUUCCUGACACAAACGUCAAUGCACUGACUCGUGAUCACAAGACAGCGCUCGAUAUAGCGGAAGGGCUCCCCCUUUCAGAAGAAUCUUCAGAGAUAAGGGAGUGUCUCUCUCGCUAUGGAGCUGUCAGAGCUAAUGAACUCAACCAACCAAGGGAUGAGUUGAGGAAUACGGUUACUCAAAUCAAGAAAGAUGUGCAUACUCAGCUAGAGCAAACCAGAAGGACCAACAAGAAUGUCCACAACAUCUCCAAAGAGCUCAGGAAGCUACACCGUGAAGGGAUCAACAACGCCACAAACUCAGUCACUGUUGUAGCUGUGCUAUUUGCAACUGUUGCCUUCGCAGCAAUCUUCACUGUCCCUGGAGGGGAUGAUAACAACGGGAUAGCUGUGGUGGUGACCCAUGCUUCUUUCAAGAUCUUCUUCAUCUUCAAUGCCAUUGCUCUCUUCACAUCACUGGCUGUUGUCGUAGUCCAAAUCACGUUGGUGAGAGGCGAGACGAAAGCAGAGAAAAGAGUUGUGGAGGUGAUCAACAAGUUGAUGUGGUUAGCCUCGGUGUGCACCUCUGUGGCAUUUAUGGCCUCUUCUUACAUAGUGGUUGGCAGAAAGCACGAAUGGGCUGCGAUUCUGAUAACUUGUGUUGGUGGAGUGAUCAUGGCUGGGGUACUUGGCACCAUGACUUACUAUGUAGUGAAGUCAAAGAGUCGUCGGUCGAUUAGGAAGAAGGAGAAGCAUGCAAGGAUGAGUGGGUCGAAUUCAUGGCAUCAGUCUGAUUUCUCCAACUCUGAAGUUGAUCGAAUUUAUGCCCUUUAAAUGGUCGGUAAUUGUAUUCUCUCUGUAAGUUUCUUCCAAAACCUGAUCUUUCACUCUAGGCUAGUGACAUGAAUGUCGAAACAACGAACAUGUCCACAGCUAUGUAUGUAUAUAAAAAAGACCAACGCUUUGAUUUGCAUCUGGGCAAGAGGAUUUCUUUUCUGGGAGUGAAAACAAAUGCAUGAACUGUACUGUGGAAAAGAUGCAAAUGUACUCCAAGAUAUGCCCUGCAGUAGCAGGAGUCUCCAGCUAAUUAACUGAUACUAAUGUGCAAACGAGGAAUCAUAUAUUUUUUGUGUGAGGAAAAAGAA
This is a messenger RNA of Linum tenue, 2361 nucleotides long. Lineage: Eukaryota; Viridiplantae; Streptophyta; Magnoliopsida; Malpighiales; Linaceae. The record is from the annotation of a GenBank genome assembly.